This is a messenger RNA of Misgurnus anguillicaudatus (oriental weatherfish), 8022 nucleotides long. It is a transcript of the gene fer1l6, whose product is annotated as fer-1 like family member 6. Gene Ontology annotation, cellular component: membrane. The record is from RefSeq and is a predicted model, not a curated record. Gene Ontology annotation, biological process: plasma membrane organization. NCBI's taxonomy places the organism in Eukaryota, Metazoa, Chordata, Actinopteri, Cypriniformes, Cobitidae.
AAAGAAAGACAUCAACAUUUUGGAUGACAUGGUGAUGAGUAAAUUAUCUGGAUUUUUCUUUUAAGAAAAUGGAAUAUUCCUUUAAGUCAUAAAAGUUUAGAAUAUACUAAGUUUUGUCAUAGCAUCAAAUAUAUGCAUUUUUACAGUCAGUUGUUCUUCAGCUCUUAAAGAUGUUGAUUUUGUAAAGGUUAAUAUGUGUCAUUUAAAGAUAGUUGACUUUAGAUAAUAUUUCAUCUCUGUUACUGCAACUGUUCAAUUUUGGCCUGCAACAACAAAAGGUAUGUAAAUAAAACUGUAUUUGUUACUCUGCCUGUUAAAACUAGGUCUCAAAAUAAAAUUCUAGCCUCAGUUUGAUUUCAGUCAUUAAUUUUACUAUUAUUUCAAUCUUACUCAGUCAAUUUUAAAUAUAUCAUGGUUAUAUUUUGUUCAGAAUUACAUUAUGUAAGAUUAAAAAAAAUUAAAAUGACAUAGCUGGGUUUUUACAGACAGGGUCACAUUUUAAGGCAACUAUUAGUGCUUAUGAACAAAAAUGUAUUAUCGUGUGUAUUCAUUUUUUCUAGUAUAGGAAUCGCACUAUACAUUUAUUGAAUAAUUUCUGUAGCAAUCCUCUGUGUUUUUUACAGAUCAAAUGCUCAUUUAAGUAGGCUACUACAUGAGUUUUCCUUUAGACGGUAGGCAGUUUAUUUAUUUUCUUUAAAAAAAAUAUUUGAUCCCAGCCUGGUGAUGGCAAAUAUAGACUUCAAUAUUUGAGUUGUUGUGGUGAACAUAUUUACCAGAGGAGUGUAUCCUUGUACAUCCUGCUUUUAUACUUCAGCAAACAGUGUGUGCCAAAGAAAUACCUAAACGUUUACAAGCUCUGUUUACAACCUCAAUAGUUUUAACAGUAUUUUUUGCACUUUUAAAUAGUUUGUCACAAUGCUAUUUGUUUUAGGUCAACACUGCUGUCAUUAGCAGAAGUGAUCAGAAAGCUGUACGAUUUUAUGACUGAAGAUACAGUAUACCUCUGAAAGUGAAUGUGCUUUAUGUUUUUGUUUGCUUCAUUUGUACGUAUGCAUUUGUUUCUCUUUGUGACAGACCAGGUUGCGUUAUAUGUACUUCCCACAUGUCAAUAUUUUACAGCUUUAUACUUAAAAUAACAAAAAAUAUAUGCAUGUUUCCAACUAUUAGUUGGAGUUAUAUACAGUAUGUUAAAUACAGGAUAAAAGUUUGAUAAUUUAAAGUUUGUCACUGUAGUGUAAAACUAUUAGUCGAUUCUGAAAUGUUAAAUGCUGUAUAUGGCUUUUGAAAAUACACACUGUCUUCCACCCUUGUUUGUAAUGUAAUCGUUCAGCAACAGAAAGUCAAACAAGGAAGUAAACUUGGAUGUCUGCUUGGAUGGAAUGGGCAAUAUUCAUUUACAACAUCACCAGGUGAACUGCGGGUCCUAUAUUGUCUUUUCCUAGUAAAAAAAAUUGACUGCUGAAGGAUCCUGAGCUGGAUUUUAAAACACUUGAAGGAAAUUGUCUUGAAUAAAUUUCUUCUGAAGAUAUGGACAAGGAUAAAGACAAAAACAGCUUUCCAUCUCAUGGCAAAAGAGGGUUUGGGAUGAAAGUGAAGAAGAAAAGGAGAGGUAACAAGAGUGUUGUGAUCUCAAACAAAGGUGUUUUAGAGCCUGAAAUUAAAAUCAAACCAGACAACACUAAAGUGUUAGAAGCGCAACAACCUGAAGAUGUUACAGCAGCAGCCAUUUCAGAAGAGUUUUCCUUUCGACCAAACCCUAAUACUAAAAGGUCUAAAACUGUGGCCAAGAUAUUGGAAAGUGAUACCAAACAACAACAGUUUCAGAUCUCCAUCAAUAUAACAGAAGCUAGGCAGCUGGUUGGGGAUAAUAUAGACCCUAGCGUUGUGAUUGAAAUUGGAGAUGAGAAAAAACAAACCUCUGUCAAAGAAGGAACCAAUUCCCCUUUUUACAAUGAGUUUUUUGUGUUUGACUUCUUUUGCUACCAAAGCGUCUUUUUUGACAAAGUCAUCAAACUAUCGGUGAUGCACUCAAAGAUCAUGAAGGGCUACUGUGUGGGAACAUUCAAGAUUGACGUUGGAAUGGUUUACGCCCAACCUGGCCAUCAGUUUAUCAACAAGUGGGCGUCGCUAAUAGACCCGGCUGACAUCCACACAGGGGUGAAAGGUUACGUGAAGUGUGACAUUACCAUUGCGGGAAAGGGAGAUGUUGUUCCACCUUCCCAGAAGUUCAGUGAUACUGAAGAAGACAUACAAAAGAACCUCCUGCUUCCUGAAGGCUUAAACCCUGAGCGCCCAUGGGCUAAAUUUUCUGUGAUAGUGUACCGAGCAGAAGGUCUUCCCAGACAAAACUCCAGUAUUAUGGCUAAUGUGACCAAAGCUUUUGUUGGAGAUAACACAGCCCUCAUAGACCCAUACGUUGAGGUGUCCUUCUUCGGUCAAGUUGGCAGGACGUCUACUCAAAAGAGUUCAGCAGAUCCAGUGUGGAACGAGCAGGUAGUUUUUACAGAGAAGUUUCCUCCAUUGUGCCAAAGACUGAAGGUUCGGGUCCUGGAUGAAGGAAGCAUGAAUGAUGUGGCCAUCGGGACUCAUUACAUUGAUCUGCACACAAUCUCAAAUGAUGAAGAUGGAGACAAUGGUUUCCUGCCUACAUUUGGACCAGCAUGGAUCAACAUCUAUGGCUCACUGCGCAGUUCCACACUGGCAGAUGACAGCCAGUUGAACGAGGGUAUCGGGGAGGGUGUGUCAUACCGAGGCAGGAUUUACAUAGAGCUGAUGGUGGAGAUCUUAUCUGGAGCUGGUGGUCCAGAUAAAUCCCUGUCCUCCAGGAUGAAGGGAAGCAAAGCAAAGACUAAAGAUCCCAAAACCACAGCAGGACCAGGAGGUGAGGAGGAUAAGAGCAAGGCCAGAGGACCGGAGGUGAUACCAGUGGAGCCUCUAGAGAAGGCGGGUGAUAUAGACAUGGAAAAUUUCCUGCUCUUUGGCUCUGUGUUUGAGGCUUCCAUGAUUGACAGACGUCUUGGAGAUAAACCUUUCAGCUUUGAGUUUUCUAUAGGCAACUUUGGAAACCUAAUAGAUGGUAUUUUACCUCCUGCAAAGAAAAAGCCAGCGGUCAGUGGUGAAGAUGUGGCGGUGACCACCCCUCUACUAGACACUACAGCUACAGUACCGUGCAAAUCUACUACGACCCCUGAGAAGCCUCAGAUUGGAGAGCCACAAAAAAACUACAUGUACCUGCCAAUCUCAAAACAAAAGCCUUGUGUGUAUAUUUAUUCUAACUGGGAGGAUCGUGCUUACCGACUUCAUCACUCCAACAUGCUGGACGCUAUUGCACUGAUGUUUGAUGAGGGAGUUGACAAAGUAAAGGAACUGGAUAAAAUGUUGGAUCCCAAAGCGGAGCCUCUCAUGAAACAUGUUCUUCGAGAAUUCUGCAAAGACGCCAGGGAGUUUAUUGCCUUUGCUGAAAAAAAGGUGAAGGGUGACAACUUGACCUUACUGGACAAAAAGAGACUCAAACUGUGCAAAGAUAAACUGGAGCAAAUGAUUGAAGUAUCAGUAGGAAUACUUGAGCCUAAGAGAAGACCUUUGACUGUCAAACAGAUGAUGCAGGAAGUCCUGAAAAUCAAAAAGAAAUUGAGAUUCCUGGUGGAAGAGCCUCAACACACUUUACCGGAUGUGUUUGUGAGUAUGGUCAGUAAUAACAAGCGUUUGGCAUAUGCCAGAAUCCCUGCUCGUCACCUGAUCUUCUCGAGAAGUCCAGAACAAAAAGGCAAAGACUGUGGGAAAAUCAAGACACUGUUUCUCAAGCCUCCGGGAAAGCGUGGACCAGGGUGGACAGUCCAGGCUAAACUGGAUGUGUACCUUUGGCUAGGAACUACUCAAGAGUCAUACAGCAUGCUGGAAAAUCUCCCAUCAGGCUAUGAGCUGGAAGGGGUUUCAUCAGAAGACAAAAGUGCUCCUCCACCUGAGAAUAUACUUUAUACAGAGCACCACAGGUUUCAGAUGAGGGCUCAUAUGUAUCAGGCCCGUGGUCUGAUCGCUGCAGACAACACGGGCCUCUCGGACCCCUUUGCCAGGGUGACUUUUCUGUCCAACACCCAAAACACUAAUAUCAUAAACCAAACUUUGACACCUACUUGGAACCAGAUGCUCCUGAUAAAAAACGUGUCUCUGUAUGGAGGUCUCCGUGAUAUAGUCGAGGAACCCCCAUUGGUUGUGAUUGAAGUAUAUGAUGAUGAUGCAGUGGGUAUAGAGUACUUGGGCUCUACAGUAGCUGUUCCAAUAGUGAAACCGUGUGAAGAGCUAUACUCGCCCCCUCAACUGCAGUACAGCCCAGUGUACUGUGGGGGUCUGUCAGGAGGAGACAUACUGGGAGCAUUUGAACUCAUUCAGAUCUCACAGUCAGGAGAACACAAACCCCCUGCACAUGAUGAGCCAGAUGGAGGGAUAUACCCAGUGCCUGCAUACAUUCGACCUGUGCUCUGCAAGUACAGAAUUGAGGUUUUGUUCUGGGGCCUGCGAGAACUAAAGAAAGUUCAGCUCUUAUCUGUUGAUAGGCCUCAAGUUUUUAUCCAGUGUGCAGGAGCAGGCGUCAACUCUUCUGUGAUACAGAGUUACAAGAAAAACUCGAAUUUCGCAGUGCUCGUGGAUUCCUUUGAUGUGGAACUGCCUGAAGAUGAACACCUGCUCCCCCCUCUCACCAUCACUGUGGUGGACUGGAGGGCCUUUGGGCGAAGCACGCUAGUAGGCACUCAUGUGAUUAACAACCUGACCCUAUUCAAACACAUCCCCAUACCAACCCCGCCACCACAACAGGAGGCCAAAAACAUAGCUGUGGCUUCACUAUCUAUCCAGCAGAGUGUUGUGCCAAAGCCAGAAGAAGAGAUUGCCAUUGAUAUAGAGGAAGAGGAGACCCCCGCUCCUUUCCCCAAACCUGAGCCAGAAAUUGAUGACACAGAGAGGAUGUCAAAGAAGUCCAAACGAAGGUCUUCUAAAAGGAAAAAACGCACAGCAGCUGAUGAAUCUGCAGAUAAUGUUAUCGAUUGGUGGUCUAAGUAUUAUGCAUCAAUGGAAAAGGUCCAACUGGCUAAGCAGACAGAAAACAGUCCAUUUCCACUGCUCUUCGAACAAGUGGCUCCACUGGAAAGCAUUGUCUCAGAAGGAGUGACCAAUCUGGCUGCAGGUCUUAAGGACAGAAAAAAAGAAAUAAACUACAAAAAGAUUGCAGAACAGCCCAACAACAUUGCAACAUUACAGAUAUAUGACAAAGAACUGGAAGCUGAAUUUGGACCCUUUGACGACUGGGUUAAAACCUUUCCGCUCUCUCGAGGAAAGGCCAAUGACGAGGACAGCUCUGCUCAUGAGAGAUUUGUUGGAAAGUUCAAGGGCAAGUUCUGUCUGUACAAGGUACCAGAAAAAGAGGAUGAGAGGGAGGAUGCAUUUAAGAUUAGUCAGGGUAUUUCUUCCAACACUGCUGUGGAGGUCCUAAUCCGAGUGUACAUAGUUGCAGCCUUUAACUUGCACCCAGCGGACCCAGAUGGUAAAGCAGACCCUUACAUAGUACUUAAACUGGGAAAACAUGAGAUCAAAAACAGACAGGACUACAUCCCAAAGCAGCUUAACCCAGUUUUUGGAAGGUCGUAUGAAAUUCAAGCUACUUUCCCCAAGGAAUCCCUGCUAACGGUUGUCAUCUAUGACUAUGAUACCGUUGGCGGGGAUGAUUUGAUUGGAGAAACGGAGAUCGAUUUGGAGAACCGCUUUUAUAGCAGGCACCGUGCGACCUGCGGUCUGCCAACCGAAUAUGACACUGAGGGUUACAAUGCGUGGAGGGACUCGAGCAAACCUACGGAGUUGUUGAUUAAGUUGUGCAAGGACAACGGACUGGACAGUCCUCGUUUCACUCCCGGACGAAUUUCAAUCGGGAACAAAGUCUUCACGGGUAAAACUCUGUUUGUCGAUGAUGAUCAGAUGGUGGAGUCAUACGAACAUCUGGCUUUAAAAGUGCUACACAGGUGGACAGAGAUGCCAGGCAUGGGCUGUAAACUUGUCCCGGAGCACAUUGAAACACGCACUCUGUACCUCAAGAACAAACCAGGAUUGGACCAGGGCCAGCUGCAGAUGUGGGUAGACAUAUUUCCUAUGGAUAUGCCUCAUCCCGGUCCUCCUGUAGACAUCUCCCCUCGCAAACCAAAAGGGUAUGAACUGAGAAUUAUUAUCUGGAACACUGAAGAUGUCAUACUGGAGGACACCAACUUCAUAACAGGACAGCAGUCGAGUGACAUCUACGUCAAAGGUUGGUUAAAGGGGCUUGAAGAUGACAUCCAGGAGACAGAUGUUCAUUAUAACUCUUUGACUGGAGAGGGUAACUUCAACUGGCGCUUCGUGUUUCCAUUUAACUACAUGCCGGCUGAGAAAGUGGUGGUCAUACAAAAGCGAGAUAACAUCUUCUCUCUGGACAAAACCGAGCAGAAGAUGCCUGCUGUCCUUAUAAUGCAGGUGUGGGACUUUGAGAGACUUUCUUCUGAUGACUUCCUGGGCUCAGUGGAGUUGGACCUGCACAGGUUUCCACAUGGUGCUAAAUCAGCUAAAGCUUGUAAGAUGGAGAUGCUGACGGAAAGCAUGGAAAACAUCUCUAUCUUCCAGCAGAAACGCUCCAAAGGCUGGUGGCCCUUCACUAAAGCUGGAGAAAUUACAGGAAAGGUGGAGGCAGAGUUCCACCUGGUAACAGCUGAAGAGGCCGAAAAAAGUCCAGUCGGCCGUGCACGCAAGGAGCCAGAACCUCUGGAGAAACCAAAUCGGCCAGACACAUCCUUCUCCUGGUUUAUGAAUCCAUUCAAGUGCUUCUUUCACUUAAUCUGGGGGAACUACAAGAAGUACAUCAUUAUAGGCCUGCUUCUGUUGAUCUUGGUCGUCUUCCUGGUUCUUCUCUUUUAUACCCUCCCUGGAGCCCUUAGUGCUAAAAUAGUCAAUGGAUGAUCAAAUCUCACCCAAAAUACUGACUGGAUCCACUAGAGCUGGACAUUAUUAACUAUAUAAUAUUUACUAAUUCAUUUUUGUUGUUAUUGCUUUAGUGCAAUGCAAGCUUGUGCAUAGGAUGCAAUGAAAGCACUGCAGGCAGUUGGGCUACCCAGAAGCAUACAGGCAGCAGAAGGCAGCAGAAACAUACAGGCAGAUUUUUAGGAACACUCCAUCACUCGGUAUGAUACUGCAACAUUAAUAGUUUAAUAACAUUUUAACUGCAUAAGACCACAGACAAUCAGGACACUGAAUAUUAAAUAAUAAUCAGUUUAUAACUGUAGGAAGCUAAAAGUGUUUAUCACAUCCUACUUAGUGUAAACUAUAUUAAACCUAUCCUAUUACAGAGAUUUGAAUGAAUGAACACUUACAUAAAUACAACAAUUAUAUAAAACAAGCGAGUACGUCCUUAAAAGCAGUAUAAAUGUUUUAGUGUACUUCAUAGGCUUUGUGAAACAGUGUACUGGGUAAUAUCAUUGUGUUUUAAUCAUAUUCUAUAAUUAAUGCUCAUGUUUAAGUAAUUCAUGUAGAUGUAGUUUUGAUUUACAGAUAUUACAUUUGGACUAUUUUACUGUUUAAGUUAUGUAUGUUCCUUAAAAGGGACACUCCACUUUUUUGGAAAAUAUGCUAAUUUUCCAUCUGCCCUAGAGUUAAACAUUUUAUUUUUACCCUUUUGGAAUCCAUUCAGGUGAAUUCCGGGUCUGGGGGUACCACUUUUAGCUAGCUUAGCAUAAUCCAUUGAAUCUGAUUAGACCAUUAGCAUCGUGCUAAAAAAUAACCAGAGAGUUUCUAUAUUUUAUCCUAUUUAAAACUUGACUCUUCUGUAGUUACAUCGUUUACUAAGAUCGAUGGAAAAUUAAAAGUUGCUAUUUUCUAGGCCGAUAUAGAAACAAUACUCUCAUUCUGGCGUAAAAAUCAAGGACUUUGCUGCUGUAACAUGGCUGCAGCAGGCGCAAUAAUAUUACGCAACACCCGAAAAUAGUCCCCUUGGUAACCAUUGCAACUUUAAAA